Chaetomium globosum CBS 148.51 is the source of this 471-nucleotide messenger RNA. RefSeq lists its product as uncharacterized. The record is from RefSeq and is a predicted model, not a curated record. Bases 1 to 471 code for a protein of 156 amino acids. The transcript is spliced from 3 exons. NCBI's taxonomy places the organism in Eukaryota, Fungi, Ascomycota, Sordariomycetes, Sordariales, Chaetomiaceae.
AUGACGGGCCGCAAGAGAAAGCAAGAGGAGGAGGAAGAGCUCGUCUCGCUCCCCAGCGGCGAUGAGGAGGAGGAAGAGUAUGUAGAGGAUGAAGAUGAAGAUGAGCUCGACGAUGAGGAAGAAGAGGAAGAAGAGUUCAGCGAGGAAGGUGAAGGUGCCGAGGGAGACGAGGAGAACGAAGAAAAUGCCGUCCCAGGACGGCCCCCCGGUCGUCGAAGCGACCCACAAGAACGGCCACCGCCUGCGAACGGCCAUGGAAGAGGGUUAAGGCGGCCGAGGGUGAGGAGGAGGAAGAGUUUGAUGAAGAAGAUGAGGAAGACGAGGAGGCCGAAGGCGAGGAGGACGAAGAGGAGGAAGAUGAUGCCGAGGAAAGAGGAGGUGCCUACAAAGGGCGUCGGUAAGGUCGCGGCUCAUGUCGCCGCCAAGGCUGAUGCAAAAGCCGUUGCUGCCGGCAGCGACGAGGAGGACUAG